ACCUCGGUUUUACAUGAGCAACAUGCUGACCGUUCCUUUUGUUUAGGUUUGCAUAUGAAGUUUUUUUUGAAAGAGAGAGAGAGAGACUGCUCAUUGCCACUUCUAUUGCAAGGGUUCCCUUUAUGUAAUUUGAAGUUACUAAAACGAAUACGUUGUAGGCUUAUGCGCUUUGGGAAAUAGCAAUAGAAGGAGAGAGACGCAUUAAGCAAUCGGUUGCAGCCAUGGCAGUUGAGGGGCAGACCAAGUCAGUCUCUAAUGACAACAACGAUGGCAGAAACAAAAAGAGGAAAUCCCAUUACUUGCCGCACAAUAGACCAACUAAGAAGGGUUCAUACCCAUUGCGCCCUGGGGUUCAAGGUUUCUUUGUCACUUGUGAUGGUGGAAGGGAACGGCAAGCUACUACUGAGGCCAUUAAUCUCCUUGACAAGUUCUAUGAAGAGCUAUUGCAUGGAGAAGAUUCAACUGAAGAGAGAAUUUCAAGUGCAAAAUCUACAUCAGAACCUGCAAAAGUGCGGAACAAUAAAAUUCGGUUCAAGGAUUCUGAUUCGUCUAGUGAUGAUGAAUCAGAAACACAUCCUUGCAACGAAAAUGGGCACAAUAAAACUGUCAGUCAGGAAGGUGAACCAGAUUUGAAAAAAGAAACACCAAUAAAGAAACAACAUCUGGAAACUGGUGUGCCAUCAACUGACAGUUUAAGCUGCAAUAAAACUGAUAAAAAAAGCAUCGAUAAACUACUUGAAGCUGAACUUGAAGAAUUAGGGGACAGGGACAAGAGGCACUUUGUAAGCCUUGAUUCCGGCUGUAAUGCUGUCAUUUUCAUUCAAAUGCAUAAGAAAGAAGGUGGUCCGUGCCCAGCUGAUAUUGUGUCUCAUGUUAUGAAGACCGCUGCUGCUACAAGGAAACAUAUGUCAAGAUUCAUCUUGAGACUGUUGCCUGUUGAAGUAACAUGCUAUGCAUCUGGUGAAGAAAUCUCGAAGGCAAUUAAGCCACUAAUUGACCAUUAUUAUCCUAGUGGAGGUGAUCCGCCUCAAAAGUUUGCAGUAUUGUAUGAUGCCCGUGCAAAUACAGGAAUCGAACGAGCAGCAAUCAUAGAUUCAGUUGCAAAAGCUGUUCCUCAGCCACAUAAAGUCGAUCUCAACAAUCCAGAUAAGACUAUCGUCGUCCAAAUUGUUAAGACAAUAUGCUUGGUGGGGGUGGUUGAGAAGUACAAGGAGUGGUCCAAAUAUAACCUGAGGCAGCUAUCUUCUCCACCAUCUUAGAGCGCAAUGCCUAUCUGACUUUAAAUAUUUUAUAUUUCAGCUCUUUUUCAAGAGGAGCCUCGUGAAGAUGCACUUUUUUUGAGAUUUUGUGAGGUAAAUCGGAAACUGAUGCACCUCCUCAAGCUUCCUACACCAGGUCCUUUCAAUUAAAGGAGGGACCAAUGCAUCAAAACUGUUUUUAACUAGAGUUAGACUUUAUAUAUUGACAGGCGACUUUCUGCAACUCUGAUAGGAGGUAGCUUCUUGAAAAUUCCAGGAUUGAUAGAAUCAGCUGGAACAAGAAUGAAGACAUUGUUUUUCUUUGGUAUUUAGAUAACUAAAAGAUAUUCUUGUGGGAGCAUAUUGUCCAUUACUCACUUGGGUAAAAUUCCAUGUAGGAGUCUCUUUUGGACCGUGAAUUUUGAGGAUGCGUCCUCUUCAAUCUAGUGAACAACUUACCCCAAAAAAAAAAUCCAAUGACCUCUCUAAGAGCCUGAAAAAAAAAAAAAAAACAAUCCAAAGAUUGGAAGUUGACCAUCCAGUUUUUGGGCAGAUGCAUCCUAUUGUUGCGAGUUCAAAAUCUUUUUUUUUUUU
This is a messenger RNA of Amborella trichopoda, 1832 nucleotides long. RefSeq names its product THUMP domain-containing protein. Gene Ontology annotation, molecular function: RNA binding. Gene Ontology annotation, biological process: tRNA modification. The record is from RefSeq and is a predicted model, not a curated record. Lineage: Eukaryota; Viridiplantae; Streptophyta; Magnoliopsida; Amborellales; Amborellaceae.